CAGUCUUUAUGAUUUCGACGGGAUUGCUCUACAUGUUCAAGUCAAUUGUGUUAAUAAUGAUAGAGGAUACAUCAAACUCGACUAGAUUGGCCGCAACGAAACUACCUUUCCGCGUGGAAUACGGUUACAGAAUAGAUCAGUACUUCUAUCCGAUAGUGAUUCAUUGUUAUCUAACCGUAUACUCUCAUGUGACCGCCACGGUUGCUGCUGAUACCUUCUACUUCGCUUUGAUUCAACAUGCCUGCGGGAUGUUCUCGGUUGUCGGUGGCUUCCAGACACAUGCUGGAACAUAUUGGCGAGGAUAUUAAUGAAAAUUUUAAUCUGAAACCCCACAAGAUGAAUGACAAUGAUUACAACAAAGCUUUCAGUUGCUUACGCAAACAUCUGCAUGUAAUAAAAUUCGCGGAACUGAUCGAUUCCACGUUUGCCAAUAUAUUCUUGGUCAGCGUUAGUUUGAAUAUGAUCGGUGGCAGUAUAUGCGGUAUUCAGGUGCUGAUGAAUUUAAAUGACACAAAAGACAUAGUAGCACCCCUCGCUAUUUACGUUGCUCAACUCACCCAUCUUUUCUUUCAAUUUUGGCAGGCUCAAUUUUUAUUGGAUUACAGCGUCGUUCCAUACGAAUCGAUGUAAGAAAUCAAAUCCUUUUGGGCACAUUUAAGAGCUCUCGUUAUCUUUUUGAAAU
Molecule: messenger RNA, 682 nt
Organism: Trachymyrmex septentrionalis
Lineage: Eukaryota; Metazoa; Arthropoda; Insecta; Hymenoptera; Formicidae
Exons: 4
Coding region: 238-630 (130 amino acids)
Source: RefSeq, a predicted model, not a curated record